This is a messenger RNA of Ramularia collo-cygni, 1353 nucleotides long. RefSeq lists its product as uncharacterized. The coding region runs from base 1 to 1353 and encodes 450 amino acids. NCBI's taxonomy places the organism in Eukaryota, Fungi, Ascomycota, Dothideomycetes, Mycosphaerellales, Mycosphaerellaceae. The transcript has a single exon. The record is from RefSeq and is a predicted model, not a curated record. Gene Ontology annotation, molecular function: transmembrane transporter activity. Gene Ontology annotation, biological process: transmembrane transport. Gene Ontology annotation, cellular component: membrane.
AUGCGAGACCUCCACUACUUCGAGCAUUCACCAUCUCUAGACGCAACAAUCCAAUCACAGCAAACAUCUCCAUUACUGCCAAAAACCGAUCCGGAGACAUCCCAAAAUGAGCCUCCAUCAUCAUCAUCAUCAUCAUCAUCAAAAUUGCCAGAAGGCUACCUAGCUCUCCCAACCUCUUUCCUAGCUUCCUUCGCAAUAGCAGUCACCGCAGCCUCAACAGUAUACGCCUACGCACACAUUGUGUGUGAAGAUGCCACGCACUGCUCAGACUCGGAAAAAGCAGCCUACACAUCCGCAGUAGCUUUGGCAACAACUCUAGCCAAUCUCUUCUCUCUCACCGCCAUGGGGAUAUAUGAGAGACUUCCAACUCGCGGAGCCUUGACUCUCUGGAUGAUCCUGCGGGGAGGGAGUGUGGUGGUUCUUACAGCGGGUGUGUUUCGUCGAAGUAUACCCCUGGCUCUCGCGGCUCGCGUUCUGGAAGGUCUCGCUACGGAUAAUGUUCUGCAUUUGACCCUUAAUGCUCUUUAUGCUCGUUCCAAGGACCAGCAUAAUGUUGGGAGACUGAUGUCUGUUUCCUUGGCUUUGUACAUGGGCGGAAUGGCCCUGAGUCCGGCUCUGGCGGCGCUUCUGACAGAUUUCCGGAUUUCCUUUGGGAUUGCGAUUGGGAUUUUCGCUUUGACUAUAAUAUACCUCGCCAUUGUCGGUCCAUUGGAAAACGGCAAGAGAAAAGAACCAGCGUCAUCGGAGGAUGGCUCUCCUCCUGCUCCAACCAGAAGGCUGAAAGAAUUAACCAAACCAAUCGUGAAUCUCGUCAGCGACAGAACACUGCUGAUGUACGGAACAUCAAUGCUCCUCUACAACGCAGCAGUAUCAUACAUGUUCCCCGCAUUAAUGAUCCACGCAACCUUACAAUUCGGCUUCUCCUCAGCAACCAACGGUCUCUUGAUUUCCGUAGCGGCAGGCUCAUCAUCCAUGUAUCUAUUACUCUCAGCGGCAAUCUCUACUCCAGCUCGGAAUGCCCCCAGUGCCGUGGCGUCGCUCCUCGUGCUGAUGGCGGCCAUGUGUGGACUUGCUGCCGUUCCUGUCGGAUGGGCGCUGUUUCCUGGAGUGGCUGUCGCGGCUUUUGGAUUGGCGACGCCGUCGUUUAUCAAGGCGCAUAUGAUACAGCGUCGGCCUCGGCAUUCGGCCGCUGUGGCGGCGAUUGCCGUGGCGGAGGGUUUGGGUAGUUUGCUUGCGGCGCCGAUUUUGGGGGGUUGGCAGGUUGUGUAUCCUGGAGGGAGUGUUUUGUUUGUUUCUGCGGGUUUGAUUGCUGCGUCGACGGUUAGUUUUCUUGCGGUUUGUGCGAUUGAAUAG